AUGGCAAGCCUACUUCCCUCCGGCGGCGGCGGCGGCGACGAGUCUACCGAGAUCGGACACCUCCCGGACUGCCUCCUCACCACCAUCCUCUCCCUCCUCCCCCUCGACGUCGCGGCGCGCACCACCGCUCUCUCCCGCCGCUGGCCCAACCUCUGGCUCUCCGCCCCGCUCCGCCUCCGCGACUCCGAUCUCCCCUCCCCUUCCCCGCAUCGCUCCGCCGCCAUCUCCAGCAUCCUCGCCUCCCACCGUGGCGACGCCGUGCUGUUCCAUCUCGCCUCGACUCGCCCGUCCCCCGCCGAGCUCGACUCCUGGCUCCGAGUCCUCGCCGCCAGGCGCCUCCGGGAGCUCCUCCUUCAGCCGCCGUCCGAGCCCCUGCCCCUCCCACCGUCCCUCCUCGCCUGCCGCUCCCUCCGCUCCGCCGACCUCACCAACUGCCGCCUACCCGCCGCGGCCGCCUCCUUCCCCCACCUGCACGAGCUCACCCUCCGCUACGCCUUCGCCUCCUCCGCCGCGCUCCACGGCCUGCUCGCCGGCUGCCCAGCGCUCGCCAGCCUCUCGCUCGACCGUGUCUUCGGCUGCCGGAGCCUCCUCGUGCGCUCCAGGAGCCUGCGCAGCCUGACGGUGUCGGUCUCCUUGCGACGGCGGGAGGAGGUCGGCGAUGAGCUGCAGGACCUCCUCGUGGAGGAUGCGCCCCUCCUGGAGAGGCUACUCGGGCACGACAUCAACUGGGGGCCAUCGAUGCACGUCCUCCACGCGCCGAGGCUGGAGAUCCUCGGCUACUUGGGCAUGGGCAUCCCAUCGCUGCAGAUCGGGGCAGCCUUGUUUCGCUCGAUGCGCGCCGUUAGACCCGCGGCGGAGUUCCCAAGUGUGAAAAUGCUGGCGCUAGAAAUGGUUGAUCCGCAGGUGAAGCCUGUGGUCGACUUCCUCCGGUGCUUCCCCUGCUUGGAGACACUCUAUAUCACGUCACAUAUGGUUGUGCCAAGGAGCAUGGAAACAUUGAAGUGCGAUAACAUGGACUAUUCCAUUGAAUGCCUCAACCAUCACCUCAAGAAAGUGGUGCUUGCAGGAUAUGAAGGGCGAAGGCGCGAACUUCAGCUUGCGACGUUUCUUGUUUCCAAGGCAAGAGUCCUACAGGUUAUGAAAUUUUUAUGUGCAAAUGAUUGCAAACCAUCAUGGUUGACUAGCCAGAAAAGGCGGUUGUGCUUGGACAGUAGGCUAUCUUUAGAUGCCCAGGUGCUAUUCGAGGUUUACAAGAAAGGCCAUGCUAGGUUCCGGAAGCAUGCUAGUAACAUAACUUUAGUUGAUCCUUUUGAUGUAUAAACCUGAUUGGUAAUAUGGCAUUAUUUUCAUUGCUUGUUUGAUGGCAUCUACAUCCCAGAGAAUUAUAUGUUUUGGAACAGUAUGAAGCUUGCUGCGACAAUGACUAGUUCUGUUAAAUGAAGUUUAAUUGCAUUAGUCAAAAUCCUAGUAAAACUAUAAUUACUUACACUGAUGACCGUUUUAUGGAUGUAAUGAAUUAACCCAAUGGACUAACUAAUUAAUGAAAGAAUGUGUUUCCUUGCAAUGUGCAUUAUUUCAAAAGCAUGUAUGCGCUGAAAUUAGUUCACUUUAUUAUGUUUUUUCUUCUAGACAUUCCUUACAUUAUCCUAAUAUAGCUCGUUUUUUUUCCUUUUUUGCUGGGAGGGCCCUGGAAAGGCCAACCAAAUUCAUUAAGGUAGAAAGCAUGUACAGGUGUAGUGGCAACUCAGCGUAGGAGCGGAGUCUGGUCAUACAGCCAUAACUAGGAGAGUUAAAUGUGUGGGGGGUGGGGGGGCGGGCAACUGAAGAACUCGAACGAGUGGACUACUCCUCAUAAUGUAUAAGGAGCCACAAGCAGACUUCAUCGCUGAAGAGCUGCGGCACCGACCUACAGCGACUGUAAAAGAUACGUGUGUUGCGUUCCUUCCAAAUCAUCCAGAUGACCAGGAGAAAAGCAGAGUUGAAGGGAUUUCUUGUAGCUCGUCCGGUAACGUAGGUGUGUCUUGAUCCACCAUUCGUCUAGGGGCAUGUCCAACUUGCUGGGACACUGGAAUGAAACAUUUGCCCAGCUCUGCUAAUACCUCCAGACUCUGUUUGACAAGGCGCAGUGAUGGAACAGAUGGUCGCAGGUCUUGUCCGCUGCAAAACAGAGGGCACAUCUUGGCUGGCAGGGUCAGCCUCUUUUCUGCAGAUUAUCAGCAUGAGAAAACGGCCUUGGAUCGCCAACGGCCAUGAGAAAGCUCAGUAAAAUUUCAUCAUUCCUACUUUGUUGCUCUUCUCUUGGUAUUAGUUGUUGCUUUUGGUAUUGUAUCUGCUAUCUCUUAUCAUUUUGAAUGGCUAAUUGGUAGUAUUGGUAACUACCUAUCAUUUUUUUUUGUUGUGAAGGUAGACAUAAUUCACUUAAUUGCAUGUCAUGCCAUAUAUUUUGCAAUAUCCACCAAAUUGUCAGGAUUUAUUGUACCCACACUC
Messenger RNA from Oryza brachyantha (malo sina), 2487 nucleotides. Its product is annotated as FBD-associated F-box protein At3g52670-like. The transcript has 2 exons. Gene Ontology annotation, molecular function: protein binding. Lineage: Eukaryota; Viridiplantae; Streptophyta; Magnoliopsida; Poales; Poaceae. Bases 1 to 1320 code for a protein of 439 amino acids. The record is from RefSeq and is a predicted model, not a curated record.